CAAAAUAUUCGAAAUCCAAAUAUAGCAAAAUCCAAUGAAUACAAAGAAUAGAAUGUAACGUUUGACUAGUUGUCUUUUUAAUAUGGACAGUAUGUAAAUAUGAUCCUCUUUUAAUUUUGGUAAACAAAUAACAGAAUUUGUUUUUUGUUACAAUCCAAAGUUUUUUUUUUUUUUUUGACAGCCCAUCCAAAGUUGUUAACUAUUCUAAAUUUUGAAAUAUAAAUACUCAAAUUAACUCUUAAGCUUCACCACGAAUACGUAAAACAAUGUCUCUACUCAAAACCAACAUUUUAUUUCUCUUAGCAAUUGCUCUUUUGUAUGGCUCUUUAGCCGAAGAUUUGCAACAAGAAUUCUUAGAGGCCCACAACGAAGCCCGAAACGAGGUUGGGCUUGACCCAUUGGUUUGGGACGAUGAGGUCGCUGCUUAUGCCGCCAGCUAUGCAAACCAGAGGAUCAAUGAUUGUGCAUUAGUCCAUUCGAACGGACCAUUUGGAGAGAACAUAGCUAUGAGUAGUGGAGAUAUGCCGGCUGAAGAUGCUGCAGAAAUGUGGAUCAACGAGAAACAGUACUACGAUUACAAUAGUAACACGUGUAAUGAUCCAAACGGUGGCACGUGUCUACAUUACACGCAAGUUGUUUGGAAAAACACAGUUAGAUUGGGAUGUGCUAAAGUUGUGUGUAACAGUGGUGGCACUUUUAUUACAUGCAACUAUGAUCCUCCUGGUAAUUACAUUGGUCAAAACCCAUACUAAUUAAAAAUAAUUUCAUGUCUUGUGUCUUGUUAAUGAGGCAAAUUAAAAGAGAUAAUGAGUUGUUUGUUAGUUGUUACUGUCAUUUCUUAGCUGUACAGAGAAAGAUAUUAACAAUUUUUAAUAAUGAUGACAUCCACCUCUC
Molecule: messenger RNA, 894 nt
Organism: Arabidopsis lyrata subsp. lyrata
Lineage: Eukaryota; Viridiplantae; Streptophyta; Magnoliopsida; Brassicales; Brassicaceae
Product: pathogenesis-related protein 1
Exons: 1
Coding region: 267-752 (161 amino acids)
Cellular component (GO): extracellular region
Source: RefSeq, a predicted model, not a curated record